GAGCCUGCCCCGCGGCGGCUGGAGGCGCGGAGAUACGUGCGCCCCAGCCCCGACAGCCGGCCCGAGCAGUCCCAUGGCGGAGCAGAUGGCCCUGGUAAUUGGGGGCCUCGCUGGGGGGCUGCUGCUGCUACUGUUGCUGAUCUGGGUGAGCUGCUGUCUCUGGAAGAAACUUCGGGCCGUGUCCACCUAUGAGGAGCUGCCGGGGAGCACCGCUGCCUCCAGCAUACAGGGGGGCAAGCUCUACCCCCCACCUGCCAGAACCCAGACAAGCAGGCCUCCAGCUGUGCCGUUCGUGGUGCCUCCUUCCCUUCAAGACCGAGACUGGGUACCCCUACACCGUGGAGAGUGGGCCCAGGCCCCACAGGACCUCUGCCUCUCCUCAGAGCUCCUGCCCCGCCCCUCCAGUGGCAGCUUUGGAAAUACAGGCACGGUGGGGACCAUCAACCCAGAUCUAUAUACGUUCCUGGAGGACAAGAGUGAGACCGACUUCCCUGAGGGCUGCCUGGGACGGCUGUGGUUCUCCGUGGAAUAUCAGCAGGACGCCGAGCGGCUGCUGGUGGGCUUGAUCAAGGCGCGGAGGCUGCAAGCCCCCUCGGAGAGCUGCAACCCCCUCGUGAAGCUGCACCUGCUGCCCGACGAGCGGCGCUUCCUCCAGUCCAAGACCAAACGCAAGACCUCCAGCCCGCAGUUUGAUGAGCACUUCAUCUUCCAGGUGUCCAGCAAGAACAUCACUCAAAGGGUACUCAGGUUCUCCGUGUACCACGUGGACAGGCAGAGGAAGCACCAGCUCCUGGGCCAGGUGUUCUUCCCCCUGAGAAAUGAGCCCCUGUCUGGUGACUGCCCGCACGUCAUCUGGAGAGACCUGGAGGCUGAGAGUGGAGAGCCUCCCUCCGAGUUUGGAGACCUGCAGUUCUGUCUCAGCUACAAUGACUGCCUGUGUCGCCUGACUGUGGUCGUGCUGCGAGCCAAGGGCCUCCGGCUCCAGGAGGACACGAGUUUCGUCAGUGUGUUUGUCAAAGUGUCUCUGAUGAACCACAACAAGUUUGUCAAGUGCAAGAAGACUUCAGCGGUGCUGGGCUCAGCCAACCCCGUGUACAGCGAGACUUUCAGCUUCAAGGCCAACCCUGCGGAGCUGGACACUGCCAGCCUCAGCCUGACCGUGCUGCAGAGCACCAGAGGGGAGAACAGCCACCAGCUGGGCCGGGUGGUGGUGGGCCCCUACAUGUACGCCCGAGGCAGACAGCUGGAGCACUGGAACGCGAUGCUCAGCAAGCCCAAGGAGCUGGUGAAGCGCUGGCACGCGCUCUGUCCCACCCCUGAGCCCUGAUUCGGCUCAGGACCUCCGCUCUGCCUCCGGAGCCUGCCCUCCCCCGUGGCAGCCACGGGCCUGGACGGUCGGGCCAGCAUCUCCUUGGGCUGCCAGGCCGGCCUGAGUGAGGGCAGCAUGCGUGCUGAGAGGCAGGAGCGAAGGGGGACCAGAGAGCUCCAGCCAGGUCAGCAGCAUGGCUGGCCACCACCUGCCAGCCUCAGAGAUCCUCCCAUCUCCCUCCAUCCUCCUCUCCCCGAGCUGCUGCCUGGGCUGCAAGUCCCAAGCUGUGGUCAGCACAGUCCCCAUCUGGACUGGGAUCUCAGGCCUUCAGAAGAACUGUUCUAUUCAGUGAUAGCAGAGCUGUGUGUGCUGAGCGGAGACCCGGGCUCUACCAUCCUGGAAAGCUGACGGUAGGUCAGUGCUGG
Messenger RNA from Lontra canadensis (Northern American river otter), 1734 nucleotides. It is a transcript of the gene SYT15, whose product is annotated as synaptotagmin-15. Gene Ontology annotation, molecular function: phosphatidylserine binding; clathrin binding; calcium ion binding. The record is from RefSeq and is a predicted model, not a curated record. Gene Ontology annotation, biological process: calcium-ion regulated exocytosis; cellular response to calcium ion; regulation of calcium ion-dependent exocytosis. The transcript has 8 exons. NCBI's taxonomy places the organism in Eukaryota, Metazoa, Chordata, Mammalia, Carnivora, Mustelidae. The coding region runs from base 74 to 1327 and encodes 417 amino acids.